AUGGCGCUGAAUGAAGUGGUGUUGUCUUUGCACAGCGUGCAUAACGUUAAGCAUAGUCCCGAUGAGUCCUACUAUGGUAUGGCCACCAACCACACCCAAGAGGCGGAGUUGGCGGUGACAUCUGCACGACCUGCAAAGUUUAAAGUGGGUCGAGAGAGCAUCGUCUCUUUGCGCAUCUUUCUGCAUUUGCGCGGAAAGAAUGGUAAAGAGGAUAGGGCUGUUGGACAAGUCUCAAUACCAAUCCGCGAGAUGCUGGAGAUUUGUGGCCCCUGCAUUCAUCACACAUGGCUACUGCUGGAUCCAUAUGCGGCCUAUGGCAGCCAACCAAGGAGCCAGGUGGCUGGACAUUUCCGACGGGCCUUCUCGGAAGUUUCUGCCAAGCUUCAUAGUCCACGGAUUUGCAUUUCCUUGAUGGAGGUGACUGUAGAGCCCAGCAAUUGGGUGAAUUCAGCACAGGAUUUGCAGCGGGCCAGGUGCCUAAGGCUCAUUAGAUCAGAAUCAGCAGGAGCCCUGGGCUCUAUCGGUGACCUCUUCACUUCCUUGGGGGCACCAGCUGCUGAGUUGAGCUCUGAAUAUGGCGAGUUGAAGGAACGAAUCCGUCCAUCGCCGGAUGUACUGCGCGCGUCCUGGGAAAGGCUGCAGCAGUCUGUGGCUGCGGAAUCGGCAGAGCUUCGCAGCUUGGGAAGCGAUGCUGUGCCCAAGGUGGACUUUGCCGAGCUAGUCGAUGGUUCUUUCCCAACAUCUGUAGCAGAACAGAUCCGAAAAAGAGGGUGCGUGGUGGUUCGAAACGUCGUGCCCAGCGAAGAAGCCAUUUCAGCCAAAGGCGCUGCUGAAGAGUACAUUGCUGCGAAUCGUGAAAAGUUGAUAGGCUUUCCUCGUGAUCAACCGAUGGUAUGGGAAGUUUACUGGUGCAAAGAACAGAUGAGGAUGCGCGAACAUCCCAACAUGCUGGCGACACAGACAGCUCUGAAUCGCCUCUGGCACUGCGAGAACCAUGAAGUGGAUGUGGACAGACCGUUGACCUACUGCGAUCGCUUGCGAAUACGAAAGGCGGGAGACAGCAGCUUCACUCUAGGGCCUCAUGUGGAUGGUGGCAGUACAGAGCGCUGGGAAGAUGCUGAGUAUCGCAAGGUCUAUCGCGAGAUCUUCCAGGGACGCUGGGAGAACUAUGACGCCUUUGAUGCCACGCAUCGAGCCAGCGCCAGCUAUGACCUGUAUGGCAAAAACUUGGGCGCCUGUAGCAUCUUCCGUUCCUUCCAGGGAUGGCUGUCCUUGACUUCUGCAGGGCAAGGCCGGGGAGCCUUGCUCCUGGCGCCCAUCCUGCGGGAGGCCACCGCAUAUUUGAUGCUCAGACCCUUCAUGGAGGACGUGCUGCCCUCCAGCUUUUGUGGAGCGAAUCCUGGAAAGGUCCAGGAUCUAUUUCCAGAGUUCCAUCAGCAGCUGAUUGACUGCUUGGUGCCCAUCCCAGAUGUCCAGCCAGGUGAUACAGUAUGGUGGCAUUGUGAUCUCAUCCAUGCAGUGGAGGGCGUACAUGGUGGGUCCGAAGAUGCAGCAGUGUUUUACAUCCCUGCAGUUCCUUUCUGUGAAAAGAACGCUGCAUAUGUCCAAGCACAGGCACAAGCCUUCAAAGUGCAUCAGACGCCUCCAGACUUUCCGGCCAACCACUGUGAGGUGAAUUGCGUCGGGCAAGGCACCGAGGAUGAUUUGAGCCACGAGGGGCGAAGGGCCAUGGCUCUGUGA
Molecule: messenger RNA, 1740 nt
Organism: Cladocopium goreaui
Lineage: Eukaryota; Dinophyceae; Suessiales; Symbiodiniaceae
Source: the annotation of a GenBank genome assembly